CCUCCUCGGGGAUCUUCCACCCUACCAGUACUCAGAGGUUGUUUUAACCCGUAAGAAUAGCCGCUGGCUAUUUCUUUGCGGCUACCAUAAAAAAUAAUAAGCCGUAUAUCCAUCAGCUUUGCCUGUUUAGAUCAUCACCUCCGCCGCAAAACACUCGUGCCGGCGGGCUUUACCAACAUAUCUCCUGCACUAACUAAUUACCGCUCCUCGCAAUUAUAGCUCAACUCGAAGCUUCCUGACAUCUCUCGUCCGAUUCAGUUCUUCAUCAAUUUACAAGAUUCAAUCCUAUUGACCUAUUCUACAAUGCUGGAUUCCAUCAUUUCCCGCUUGAAAGCCCUGGACAUUGCGCUGCAACUCGGCGUUUUCGAGGAAGACGCCGUUCACUAUUACCACGAGAUGCGCCACCAACUGCGGUACGUGCUCUUAAAGGAGGUAAUUUUCCUCUACGUCGUGUACCGCAUAGUGCUCUACGUGGUGUUACCGCUUGUACAGCAAGUUUAUGCCUACGGCCCGGUGACGGUUUUGCAAAGAGCGCGCAAAACGUGGACCGGUGCGUUCUUUCGCUGGUUCCUCGCCUCACCGCUCGCUCGGGCGAGAGUUGACAAGGAGGUUGCCAAAAACAUUGCUAACCUCGAGGGCUCCUUGAUUGUGAGUGCUCCGGGCUUGUGCAGUCACAGCAAGCUCCCAGCAGUGGGGAUUCCUACCGAGACAGUGCUUGACACUCUUACAGAGUUGUCCCAGCUAAAACACUCCGCGUGGGAGGCUGGGAAGGUUUCCGGAGCCGUGUAUCACGGUGGUGACGACAUUAUUGCCUUGCAGUCACAGGCGUUUCAGAAGAACUGUGUGGCGAACCAGUUACAUCCCGACGUGUUUCCAGGGGUCCGGAAGAUGGAGUCCGAAGUCGUGGCGAUGGUAUUGGAUAUGUACAACGCGCCAGUGCGGGCCUGCGGAACCUCGUCCUCUGGAGGAACCGAGUCGCUCUUGCUUGCGUGUUUGGCCGCGAAGGUGUACGGGGCGCGGUAUAAGGGUAUUUCCAGUCCGGAGAUUGUCGCCCCCGUGACAAUCCAUGCAGGUGUGGACAAAGCUGCGUACUACUUCGGGAUUAAGCUCCACAAGGCGCGGGUAGAUCCAAAGACGAUGCAGGUUGACUUAUCCCAGGUGAAGCGCUUGAUCAACCGCAACACGGUGCUUCUUUGCGGCUCGUCUCCCAACUUUCCGCACGGGAUCAUCGACGACAUCCAGGGCAUGAGCGACUUGGCAGUGAGGUAUGAUAUUCCGUUGCAUGUGGAUUCGUGUCUUGGCUCGUUUAUCACACCGUUUGCGAACAAGGCAGGGUUCCACGACGUGCCAAUAUGCGAUUUCAGGGUCCCCGGGGUCACCUCUAUCUCCUGCGACACCCACAAGUACGGCUUUGCGCCGAAAGGCUCGUCAGUCAUCAUGUACCGUGACAACAAAAUGCGCGAAUGCCAGUACUAUGUGAAUGUGGAAUGGUCCGGCGGGGUGUACGGCUCGCCAACGUUGGCAGGCUCUAGACCGGGCGCCUUGAUGGCGGGUUGCUGGGCUACGAUGAUGAACAUCGGUGAAGACGGGUACGUCAAAUCGGCCCAGGAGAUUAUCCAGGCAAGCAGAGAUUUUAAGGCGGCGGUGCAGCGGAUUCCACAGCUUCGCGUGUUGGGAGACCCACUUGGUUCGGUGGUUUCCUUCACCGUUGCCGAGCUGGCGAGUCUUAACAUCUACGAGUUGAGUGACGCCAUGUCGGCUAAAGGCUGGCACUUGAGCACGUUGCAGACACCCGCGGCCGUCCACAUUGCGUUUACCAGGUUGAGUUCCCCGGUGAUCCACGAAUUGGUUGCAGAUUUGCAGAGCGUCGUGGAUGCAUUGGUAGAGGAGGGGAUCGGUGGAAAGACGAAGCCUCUGGGCGACACUGCCGCGCUCUACGGGGUUGCGGGAAGUGUCACCACGACCGGUGUUAUUGAUCGGUUAGUGGUGGGAUUUUUAGACACAUUGUACAAGUGUGAUGUGUGUACCGAUGGGUCUUCCAGAGAGUUGUGACGUAGUUCAAAGAG
Messenger RNA from Babjeviella inositovora NRRL Y-12698, 2066 nucleotides. Its product is annotated as sphinganine-1-phosphate aldolase. The transcript has a single exon. The coding region runs from base 304 to 2052 and encodes 582 amino acids. Gene Ontology annotation, biological process: sphingolipid catabolic process; carboxylic acid metabolic process. Gene Ontology annotation, molecular function: pyridoxal phosphate binding; sphinganine-1-phosphate aldolase activity. Gene Ontology annotation, cellular component: endoplasmic reticulum. The record is from RefSeq and is a predicted model, not a curated record. NCBI's taxonomy places the organism in Eukaryota, Fungi, Ascomycota, Pichiomycetes, Serinales.